Molecule: messenger RNA, 473 nt
Organism: Eubalaena glacialis (North Atlantic right whale)
Lineage: Eukaryota; Metazoa; Chordata; Mammalia; Artiodactyla; Balaenidae
Product: histone H2A type 1
Exons: 1
Coding region: 1-393 (130 amino acids)
Cellular component (GO): nucleosome
Molecular function (GO): structural constituent of chromatin; protein heterodimerization activity; DNA binding
Source: RefSeq, a predicted model, not a curated record
AUGUCGGGACGCGGAAAACAAGGUGGCAAGGCUCGUGCCAAGGCUAAGACCCGUUCUUCUCGGGCUGGGCUUCAGUUUCCCGUGGGGCGAGUGCACCGCCUGCUCCGAAAGGGCAACUACGCCGAGCGGGUCGGGGCGGGCGCGCCGGUGUACCUGGCGGCGGUGCUGGAGUACCUGACGGCCGAGAUCCUGGAGCUGGCGGGCAACGCGGCCCGCGACAACAAGAAGACGCGCAUCAUCCCGCGUCACCUGCAGCUGGCCAUCCGCAACGACGAGGAGCUCAACAAGCUGCUGGGCAAAGUCACUAUCGCUCAGGGCGGCGUCCUGCCCAACAUCCAGGCUGUGCUGCUGCCUAAGAAGACCGAGAGCCACCACAAGGCCAAGGGCAAGUAAACUGCAGUAUUCAAAUUCUUGAUCUUUGAGGAAUCAGUCUUAACCAAAGGCUUUUUUCAGAGCCACCCACGUAUUCGUUA